Molecule: messenger RNA, 1951 nt
Organism: Eupeodes corollae
Lineage: Eukaryota; Metazoa; Arthropoda; Insecta; Diptera; Syrphidae
Product: leucine-rich repeat neuronal protein 3
Exons: 7
Coding region: 258-1775 (505 amino acids)
Cellular component (GO): extracellular matrix
Molecular function (GO): protein binding
Source: RefSeq, a predicted model, not a curated record
CUACCUAUCUACCUAAUUAUAUUAUCAGCGAAAGAAAGAUUAGAUAUCAUUCGCAGUUGAAGUGAUAAGAAUUUGUACAAAUAUUAUAAGCAGUCAAAAAUGGAUGGAAUUUAUCGAUCAGUUUCGUAUAAAAUUUCAACAAACGUUGUUCCUUAGUUUCCUUCCUGUGAUAAGUUUUUUUUUUAUAUUUUUAAACAUUUAUGUAAUAAUAAUUGUUUAAAAUAUAGAUACCAAAGAAAAAAUUAGGGUGACCGAAUAUGAAUUUAAAAGUGUUCCUAGCAUUUCUAGUCGGGGUGAUUCUGGUGGCUUCAAUAAAUGGAGCAGACACCAAUUCUUCAGAUGCCGCUCCAAUAACAACAACCACAGUUGCAACAACAACAGUCAAGCCCGUAGUCAUCACAAAAGACAGUGCCCUCUGUAAAAGAUGCUCCUGUAUAAUUGAUAUUCUCGAGUUGAAUUGUAAUAACAAAUCAAUGAGCCAAUGGUUUAACGAUGACGAAUGGAACACCCUAAUCAAUGGCGAUGUUAGUUUUGUAACUAUUCGCAUGGAACACAAUAAUUUAACAAAUAUUCCAGCAUUAAAACCAAUUCCAGUUAAGAAUCUUUAUCUUAACCAUAAUUCCAUCGGGACUAUUGUAAAUGCUGCAUUUAGAAAUUUACUAAAUUUAACUGUAUUGGAUUUGAGUUAUAAUAAAAUCACAACAAAAACCCUACGUCCUGAGAUAUUUCAAGGAAAUUACAAAAAAGAUGCCUACGAACCAUUGCCAAAUGUAAUUCAAUUAGAUUUGGGUCAUAAUGAUUUGCAUACACUUGAUUCGGGGGUUUUUGAGCAUUUACCAAAGUUGGAAAUAUUAAAUUUGGCUUCGAAUCAAUUUCAUGUGAUUGAUCGUUUAUCUGAGGUAGCCAUUGGUGGAUUGGUUCAUUUGAAGACUCUGGACUUAUCAUAUAUGGAAUUGAAGGAAUUGCCUGAUAAUUUAUUGCAUGCUCCAAGAGAUCUUGAGCGAUUGAUCUUAACAGGAAAUCUUCUAGAUGAGCUGCCUGAUGGACUUCAUCUAUCAAUCAAUUUGAAGAGCUUGACUUUUGAUGAUAACCUUUUGACAAGCUUAGAAGGAGAAAAUGUUUUUCCAUUGCUGCCCAAACUAGAAUACCUUAGUAUUUCAUAUUCAAAUGAUUUGGUGAAAAUUGGAGAAGGAGCUUUUAGCAAUUUGCCAAACAUCAAAACACUUGAACUUUCUGACAAUCCAAAACUCUCCUACAUCGAUCCAAAGGCUUUCGCCAAAGCAACAGUCAAUCCACUUAUCUAUGAUCGUCCCAUACUCAAAGAGCUCAAUCUUCACAAUGAUAACCUCACUACUUUGGAUCAUGAUCUUCUAGAUCGUUGGGAUAAAAUUGAACAAAUCGACUUAAGACGUAAUCCUUGGGAUUGUGAAUGCAACAACAGUUGGUUAAUCAACACUCUUAUGACACAAAUCAAUGACACUUCGCCGUUAUUGGUUAGCGAGAUAGUUUGUGCAACUCCAUUGGCAUGGAAAUCAAAAAAAUUGAUUGAGCUGAAUCAGGAACAUAAGAUCCUUCGGUGUCAUGAUGACAGCAAUACAAGUGGCGAUGGACGUCUGCUAAUUGGUUUGCUUAUAGGAAUCUUGGUUGGAAUUCCGAUUUCUUUUGGAGUUCUUCUGGCAUAUCGACGGGGUUAUUUCGGCUUGUUGUUCAAUCGAGGUAACAGCGGUCAAUCGCUUUAUAAUCGAGCAAGUUUCCAAGAUGAUUUCCACAUCUAAAAUGAGAUGAAUAAGAGCGAAAAUAAGAAGAUCGUGGGUCGCUCAUCGCUAGCCAAAGAAUUGUUUGUAUUUAAAUUUUUAUUAAAAAAUGUUUAUUUUUUAAUUAUUAAAGGGUAAAUAAUGUAUGAGUUACAAAUAUUUUUAAAAUAAAACUUAGGAAAACAUUUUAUUAUUAA